AACUUGUUCCGAAACGAAUCGAUAAGCAACUCGAUUGUGAACAAUAAACACAAAGAAUAUUUUACUCGAUACAAAAUUUGUUUACGCUCUAGUGUCCAAUAAGUCAACCGAAAAAGUUGAUAAUUAAACAUUCCGCAGCCAUGGACGCCACAACAAGCCUAGCCGACAAGCUGGCAUCGAAAACGGCCAGCAGCAAUUCGCUGGACAGCAGCUCCAAGUCAAGUUCGCUUGGCUCCAAGCACGGCGCCGAGAAUGGCGUACUUAGGGAUACGCCCUUUGCUUAUUUGGACGGCGAGGAGGAUCAGGACCAAAAGAACGAUGUCACCUAUGUCUGCCCGUAUCGCGGACCCGUCUUCGGGGCCCUAACCAUCACCAAUUAUCGCUUGUACUUUCGUUCGCUACCGCUGCGCGACCAGGAGCCACCCGUUGUCGUCGACGUGCCGCUGGGCGUGAUAGCGCGAGUGGAGAAAAUUGGCGGCGCCACGUCACGCGGCGAGAAUAGCUACGGCAUUGAGAUAUUCUGCAAGGAUAUGCGCAACCUGCGCUUCGCCCACAAGCAGCAGAAUCACUCGCGUCGCACCGUCUUCGAGAAGCUGCAGGCGAACGCAUUUCCGCUCUCCUACAGCGGCAAACUGUUCGCCUUCGCCCAUGCCGCGGCGGCACAACCGCCCGCCGCCAAUGCGGCCGUGAGCGCCGGCUGGGAUGGCUGGGCCGUGUAUGAGCCGCUGGCGGAGCUGCGACGCCUGGGCGUGCCCAAUGAUAUGUGGCGUGCCACAAAGCUGAACGAAUCCUAUGGCAUUUGCGAUAGCUAUCCGGCUGUUUGGGCCGUGCCGAAGGCGGCCUCUGAUGAUUUUCUGCGUCGCGUUGCGCAGUUCCGUUCGCGUUGCCGUUUGCCAGUUUUGUCCUGGAUGAAUCCUCGGACACAGGCAACAAUCACGCGCUGCUCCCAGCCGCUGGUGGGCGUUAGCGGCAAACGCAAUGCCGAUGAUGAGACCUAUCUUAGCUAUAUUAUGGAGGCGAAUGCACAGUCGGACAAGCUGACCAUUAUGGAUGCCCGGCCCAGCGCGAAUGCCAUUGCGAACAAGGCAAAGGGUGGCGGCUACGAGUCCGAGGAUGCCUACAAAAAUGUGGAAAUCAAUUUCCUAGACAUACACAACAUACAUGUUAUGCGCGAGAGCCUGCGCAAGGUGAAGGAAGCCUGCUAUCCCACCACCGACGACUCCAAGUGGCAGACGGCCAUCGAUAGCACAUUGUGGCUAAAGCAUAUACGCUGCGUUCUGGCCGGGGCUGUACGCAUUGUGGACAAGGUGGAGACGAUGAGCACUUCGGUUGUGGUGCACUGCUCCGAUGGCUGGGAUCGCACAGCGCAGUUGACGGCGUUAUCCAUGCUGCUGCUCGAUCCGCACUAUCGCACCGUGCGCGGCUUUGAGGUGCUCAUCGAAAAGGAAUGGCUGUCCUUUGGCCACAAAUUUCAGCAACGCAUUGGCCAUGGCGAUAACAAGCAUUCGGAUGCGGAUCGCUCGCCAGUUUUUCUGCAGUUCAUCGACAGCGUCUGGCAAGUGAGUCAACAGUUUGUCAAUGCCUUCGAAUUCAAUGAGCACUUUCUCAUCACAAUUGUGGAUCAUCUGUAUUCGUGUCGGUUUGGCACCUUCCUGUGCAACACCGAGGCGGAGCGUGUAGCAGAGGAUCUUAAGCACAAAACAAUUUCGCUGUGGACGCACAUAAACUCCUCGCUGGAUCAGUAUCUGAAUCCGCUGUUCCCCUCGUUCACGCACGGCCCCGAGCCCGUGUUGCGGCCCAUUGCCAGCGUGCGGGCCGUGCGUCUCUGGAAGGGUCUCUACUGCCGCUGGAAUCCGGGCUUGUGCGCGCCCCAGCACGGCUGCCAGCGUACACGAGAGCUGCUCUCCAAGCAGGAUCUGCUGUUCAAGCAUGUCAAUGAGCUGCGCCUGAAGCUAAACAAUCGCAGCAACAACAUGCAGACGACCACACGAUUGGCCUCGCCCAUGCACUAAAUAGUAUUUUGUUUAUGUUUACUUUCCUGCUCUAACUAGUUCCCAUUAACUGUAUUAACUACAUAACUUAUACAUGCAUUUCCAUGUACAACACUAUUAACGAAUUGUUUAAUCCAAAUAUUAUGUGCAUAAGCAGCAAUACUAAUAAAUAUAUACAUACUAUAAACUAAAUAUAA
Molecule: messenger RNA, 2188 nt
Organism: Drosophila montana
Lineage: Eukaryota; Metazoa; Arthropoda; Insecta; Diptera; Drosophilidae
Gene: mtm
Product: myotubularin
Exons: 2
Coding region: 141-2012 (623 amino acids)
Biological process (GO): phosphatidylinositol dephosphorylation
Cellular component (GO): cytoplasm; membrane
Molecular function (GO): phosphatidylinositol-3,5-bisphosphate 3-phosphatase activity; phosphatidylinositol-3-phosphate phosphatase activity
Source: RefSeq, a predicted model, not a curated record